Molecule: messenger RNA, 1233 nt
Organism: Elgaria multicarinata webbii
Lineage: Eukaryota; Metazoa; Chordata; Lepidosauria; Squamata; Anguidae
Product: arylacetamide deacetylase-like 4
Exons: 4
Coding region: 1-1233 (410 amino acids)
Cellular component (GO): membrane
Molecular function (GO): lipase activity; carboxylic ester hydrolase activity
Source: RefSeq, a predicted model, not a curated record
AUGGAGCUUCUUUAUGCCAUCUUUCUUGGAGCAGGAAGAGUUAUAGCACUUGCUUUUUUCUUGUUGCUCUCCUGGGCAAUUUAUAAUGAUUUCUCCAAGGCUAAUAUUCCUUCUGGAUUGGACCAUCCAUUAAAGCUUCGGGUUAUUCACUGGGGAUUCAUUAUGAUGUUCACUUUGGGGAAGAUUCUUGAAGUGCUGGGACUCUGCAGGCAGGUUAUUGUCAUCCGCUUCCUAUUAGAUCUCCGGAGGCCAGCCCUGGAUCCCAGCCUCUCUUCCAAAGACCUGCAUUUCGAUGGGGUGCCAGUCAGGGUUUACCAGCCCAAAGCGCCAUCUGCUGGGCUAAGAAGAGGGUUCGUUUUCUUCCAUGGAGGAGCUGGAAUGUUUGGAAGCAUCUCUUUAUAUCAAGAUGUUUGCAAUAAGAUUGCCAAGGACAGUGAUUCAGUACUUGUCUCUGUUGGCUAUCACCUGGCUCCUGAGCACCCCUACCCCACGCAGUGGGAGGAUUGCUUCACUGCUACUGUGUACUUUCUGCAACAUGCAGAGCUCUACGGAGUGGAUCCUUCUCAGAUCGUCAUAGGUGGGGACAGCAUUGGAGGCAAUAUCGCUAAUAUCGUUGCCCAAAAUCUGGUGGAGAGAUCAGACCUCCCAAAACUACGGGCUCAAGUGCUGAUUUAUGCUGGCUUACAAGCUAUGGACUUCAACCUACCUUCCUAUCAGCAAAACGGCCAAAUACCUCUUUUGUUCCGGGAGAGUCUCAUUGAGUAUGGUCAGCAGUAUUAUGUGAAGGACCCUUCUCUGAAAAAUGAUAUCUUGAAGGGAUCUCAUGUGCCAGAUGAAAUGAGGCUCAAAUAUGGGAGGUGGAUGAGUCCAGAUAACAUUCCAGAGAAAUUUAAGCGUCGAGGGUAUGAACAAGUACCACUUGCUCCUUAUAACCCGGAUGUGUACAAACAAUGGCCGGAAUUGCUCGAAGUCACUUUCUCUUCACUUUUUGGUGAAGACUCUGUCAUCAAACAGCUCCCGGAGACUUUAAUUGUGAGUUGCGAGUAUGAUGUCUUUCGAGAUGACUCUCUCUUGUUCAAGAAGCGACUGGAAGAGAAUGGUGUGAAAGUCAGCUGGUUCCAUGCUGAAAAAGGGUUUCACGGGGUACUGAACCUCUGUGACUGUAGCAUUAUGACGUUUCCUACUGCAGUAGAAAUCCUGGACAAUGUUGCAAACUUUGUCAAACAUUUAUGA